UUUAAUAGUUGUACUUUUGUAACAAAAUAUUAUCUUAAAGAUCCUAAUGAAAAAAUACCAACAGAAAAAAAGUUAAAACAUAUACAAGUUGAAGAACUUAUUAAACAUUUGCAAAAUAACUAUAUCAAUUGUUGGAAUAAA
Racocetra persica is the source of this 141-nucleotide messenger RNA. NCBI's taxonomy places the organism in Eukaryota, Fungi, Glomeromycota, Glomeromycetes, Diversisporales, Gigasporaceae. The record is from the annotation of a GenBank genome assembly.